Molecule: messenger RNA, 3772 nt
Organism: Pocillopora meandrina
Lineage: Eukaryota; Metazoa; Cnidaria; Anthozoa; Scleractinia; Pocilloporidae
Source: the annotation of a GenBank genome assembly
AUGGAUAAUCUCAAGGAAUUACUUGCACCAAAAACAUUUCACAGAGUCAGCCAUGCCGCAGUUGUUGUUUGGAUUCUAAUCGGUGUAAUCUUCCUUGGAAUUUUUGCAGACGCAGAAAGCAGCGAAUCCAGGUAUGAUUUCCGCUGUGGCGGGGCAAACAGUGAAAACAUCGACCUUGUACGUGGAAGAUGUUUCGAGUUAUACGAGAAGCAGUAUAACAAACACGAUGUUGCUACCUAUGGCUUCCUAACCAUGAACUUUUUCCUCAUUGCAACUGUCUGUGCUAUUUACUCCCAAAUAGCGAGCCCUACAGUCGAUCGACUGUCGCGAAGCGCUCGGAACGAUGAUCUCGAGAGACAGUCGCCCGACCAAGAGAAAGCUGGAAAAAAGCUCUUUAUCGCUUACUGCUCUCAGCUUGUCGCAAGGAUUGUUUUAGGAGUUCUCUUUAUGGUCCUACAAACUCAGGUUCUUUAUCCUCGGGACUUUCCCUCCAGCUUUUCUUGUCAUCUAACCUCUGAGGGGAAUCAGCCAAGGAAUUCUACUGGCGUUAUGCAAAACUCCACCUUAACCUUGCACGAGUGUCAUAAUCAGCGAGCAACUAAGAAAAACUCUUGGAUGCGCGCUGUUCUUAUCGUGAACGGAAUUUUUCUCUUUGGAAUUCUGAUAGAAACCGUCUAUAUUUUGCUACGUGCGUGGAAAGAAAACAGUUUCAUGAAAAAUUCAAACUUUCUAAAAUCUCACCUGAAUCCCUUCCAUGGCAACUCACAAAAUGCUACCACCGCGACCGCAUUAAAACCAGAUCCUCGGCAGCAAAAACAAAGAACGAAUCAUGAAACAAACCUCCCACGAGAACCUCAGAACCAAGAAGAAAGAACAGAGCAUGAAACGAACGUCCCACAAGAACUGCACCAGAUAAAGGAAAGUACAGACCAUGGAACGAACAUCCCACAUCUACCAAGCGAGCCUGAACAACUCCAAAAACCACGGCUUCAGGAAUUCAUCGAGGGUACAAAGAGAAUUAUUAAAGAUGAGACAAAUCAACCUCCCCAACUCCGGUCGCCUUUUUCAAGUACUCACGGCGAAGGACGCCCAGCUAAACAUUUGACUCUGGAUCAGAUUUACACAAACCUUGUCGUUGUUCCAGACAUGGCUAAUUAUGACUUUACUGGAGACAGACAGCAGAAACUCGAAGUCUACGCCAGAUCGGGUGAGAAAAACACAACACCUAGAGGGCCGGAGGACAUUAUUAACCACGAAAACAAAAAAGUGUUGAUUGUUGGUCGUCCCGGAAUCGGAAAGACACUUUGUUGUUCCAAAGUUCUCAGGGACUGGGCAUUUAACAAAGUAUUCCAUAAAACACCUGAUGCUAAACUCCAUUUUGAUGCUACUUUCUUCAUCAAAUUCAGAGCAUUCAACGCCGCAGCCGACCUAAGCCUCAGGGAACUGCUCACUUUGUCAGAACAUUCCCCCUCAAAACACAUGGAUGAUGAAGUCUGGAAUUACGUCCUUGAGAACCCCCAGAAAGUUCUUCUUGUUUUCGAUGGAAUCGAUGAAUUUAAACAGAAUUCAAAGAUCGGCGAGGAAAAUUUCGAUCCUAAAUUCAGAAACCAUGUAGACGAGAAGAUGCCCUUGUCUGCUCUUUACGAGAAGCUUGCGUCUGGGAAACUUCUCAACGGAGCUGCCGUUUUGACAACCACAAGACCUACGGCUUUGUCAUGCAUCGAACGUCUUUCUUUCGACAAAGUCUUUGAGAUCCUCGGCUUCUCAUCCGAACAAGUCGAAGAGUACGUAACCAAAUUUGCUGAAGAGGACAAGCAUGCGGGCGAAACAAUAUGGCGACACAUCGGCGGCAACAGGAACAUUCUCUCUCUAUGCUACAUUCCUGCGAGUUGCUUCAUCAUUUGCUCAAGUCUCUUUCAAAUGGUGAAGUUCUAUGGUUCUAAAAGUCUAAGCCUACCAACGAAAUUAACAGAUAUUUACAAGAAAGCUGUGAAAAUUUUUUUUACAAGGCCACAACAAAAGAAUUCCGUGGCAAGAAUUUCACCCGCGAAGACUUUGAAUCAGACGAUUUGCCCCCUGAAGUGGAAAAGAAAUUCGAGAAACUGGAAAAAUGGCAUUUGAAGGAAUUAAAGAAGGAAGGCUAGUCUUUGGAGGAAAUGAAGUACGCGGAAUGGAAGACAGCGCUCUUUUUCACCGCUUACUUGACCGUGAAACUGUUGCGUUAAAACGUGAACAACAAUUCUGUUUCAUCCAUUUAACAAUGCAAGAGUUUUUCGCUGCGAGGCAUCUAGCGAACAUGAGUGAAACAGAAUUGAGAAACUUUGUUUCAAUGAACAUCGAGGACGGCAAAUGGCAGCUGGUUUUUCAGUUUCUAGCAGGACUAAUGAACGAGAAAGAAAAACUACCGAGUGAAAUCAUCACAGACCUUCUUCCUGUGGAAACUGAAGAGAAAGAAAGCGAGUUCUACGACGAAGAGUGGCCAGAGGAUACGGAGCCAAGGAAAGUAAUGCGUUGGCCGACUGAAGACAAAAAACAUUUAGCAGUGACAUUAUUUAAAUGUGUUACCGAAAGCAGUGAGAUGGAGGAAAUAGUUCAGAGAAAACUACAGCAAAUUAACUUUACUUCGGUAAAUUUUGUUCGUUGUCAACUCACACCUGUUGAUUGUGCUUCAUUGGUUACUGUAAUUACGAAUGUUCAACAAAUUUCACAUUUAGGUUUGGCUUACAAUAACUUUGGUCCGUUAGGUUGUUUUGAAAUUUGUAAGUUGUUAAAAUGUAGUAAAUCUCAACUGAGCUGGUUACGCCUCGGAGGAAAUCAAUUGACAGACGAAGGAGCAAAGUAUUUAGCUGAAGCCAUCAACAACAACAACUGUCAGCUACGCACGUUAAACCUCUCAUCAAAUAACAUCUCACACGUUGGAGCAAAGCACUUGGCUGAAGCCAUCAACAACAACAACUGUCAGCUACGCACGUUAAACCUCACAUAAAAUAACAUCUCACACGUUGGAGCAAAGCACUUGGCUGAAGCCAUCAACAACAACAACUGUCAGCUACACACGUUAAACCUCUCAUUAAAUAACAUCUCACACGUUGGAGCACAGCACUUGGCUGACGCCAUCAACAACAACAACUGUCAGCUACGCUCGUUAAACCUCACAUAUAAUAACAUCUCAGACAUUGGAGCACAGCACUUGGCUGAAGCCAUCAACAACAACUGUCAGCUACGCACGUUAAACCUCACAAGAAAUAACAUCUCAGACAUUGGAGCACAGUACUUGGCUGACGCCAUCAACAACAACAACUGUCAGCUACGCACGUUAAACCUCACAAGAAAUAACAUCUCAGACAUUGGAGCACAGCACUUGGCUGACGCCAUCAACAACAACAACUGUCAGCUACACACGUUAAACCUCAGAGGAAAUAACAUCUCAGACAUUGGAGCACAGCACUUGGCUGACGCCAUCAACAACAACAACUGUCAGCUACACACGUUAAACCUCAGAGCAAAUAACAUCUCAGACAUUGGAGCACAGUACUUGGCUGACGCCAUCAACAACAACAACUGUCAGCUACGCACGUUAAACCUCACAAGAAAUAACAUCUCAGACAUUGGAGCACAGCACUUGGCUGAAGCCAUCAACAACAACAACUGUCAGCUACACACGUUAAACCUCACAGCAAAUAACAUCUCAGACAUUGGAGCACAGCACUUGGCUGACGCCAUCAACAACAACAACUGUCAGCUACGCUCGUUAAACCUCUCAUUAAAUAAC